AUGAGCGAGAAUGGAACGUUGGAAUGCAUGGUAGGUUCAGCCUACCUACCUUACGACUCCGAAGGACUUCCCCCAACACCUGAGGUAGAGUCGCUUAUAGCCAGAGUGAAAGACGAGGGAACAGAACUCCAGCUUGGUUGCGACGCAAACUCUCACCAUCAGGGGUGGGGAAGCUCAAACACCAGUACUAAGGGAGAUGCCCUACACGACUUCUUGAUCGUUAACAACCUGCUACUCCUGAACAGGGAAAAGGAGCCGACCUUCAUGGACUGCAGAAAGCAGGAGGUGCUGGAUAUGACCAUAUGCACAGCAGACCUAAUAGACUUGAUUAGAGACUGGAGGGUCUCCAAAGAACGUUCGGGCUCUGAUCAUGGUCAAAUACGCCUUAAGCUGAGUGGCAGAGGAGAGUCUAUUCGGAGGAGAGACCCGACAGAACCAGACCAGACGGGGUACAAAAAGGAGCUCUUACUGAGAAUCCAGGGUGUACCCAGCAGAUUCGAGAACAUGGAGCAACUAGAAUAUACUGCCGAAUCCUUCGGAGAGUGGAUUAGAAGGUGUUCUGAUAACAACUGUUCAAUGCGCCCCAUCAAAGGAACCAAACAGGUGAGCUGGUGGAACACAACCCUAGCCAUCUUAAGGGACCUGGUGCGGAGAGCGUGGCACAAAGUAAAAAACUCUUGCGGUAACCUACGCACGAGGAAGGCCACGGCGGAACGAAUAUCACCGUAG
Molecule: messenger RNA, 729 nt
Organism: Fopius arisanus
Lineage: Eukaryota; Metazoa; Arthropoda; Insecta; Hymenoptera; Braconidae
Exons: 1
Coding region: 1-729 (242 amino acids)
Molecular function (GO): catalytic activity
Source: RefSeq, a predicted model, not a curated record